Molecule: messenger RNA, 632 nt
Organism: Stegastes partitus (bicolor damselfish)
Lineage: Eukaryota; Metazoa; Chordata; Actinopteri; Pomacentridae
Gene: tstd1
Product: thiosulfate sulfurtransferase like domain containing 1
Exons: 4
Coding region: 96-455 (119 amino acids)
Source: RefSeq, a predicted model, not a curated record
UGACACAAACAACUUGCGGAAGAAGGCGCACUCUUAUUAAGGAGAUACAGUAAUCACCGUUGAUUAAUGUUUUCUAACUUCGCACGUCAGUCGAGAUGGCGGCCACAGGAACCAAGGAAAUCUACUAUGAUGAGCUGAAGGAUCUUAUGGAAAAAAGCCAGAAUCUCCUUUUGGUUGAUGUCCGCAGUAAAGAUGAAGUGGCUAAAGGACAUAUUCCAGGAUCGGUUCACAUUCCUGUUGACACCGUAGAAGCUGAAUUCUCGCUGAGUCCAGAAGAAUUCAAGGCCAAGUAUGGAGUAAACAAACCACCACUGGAUGCACCGGAGCUGGUGUUUCACUGCAUGAUGGGUGGGCGAGGAGGAAGAGCCACGAACAAGGCCUAUGAACUAGGAUACGCAAAUGCACGUAAUUUCGUUGGUGGAUACAAAAAGUGGGCUGAGAAGGAAGGAAAGUGAUUCAUAUUGAAGAAGAGCCUCAAAUAUAUUUACCCAAAUAGGAAUUGUGACAGGUUGACGGGUGAAAUAAAUAACACUUUACAAUUUUAUUUUGUAACACUGUGUUUCUUUCAUAUAGAAUAUAAUUGUAUUUUAUAUGUAUGAAUAAAUACAAAUAAAUUAAAUAAAACCAGAAAA